Messenger RNA from Penaeus indicus, 2925 nucleotides. RefSeq lists its product as uncharacterized. The coding region runs from base 473 to 2053 and encodes 526 amino acids. The transcript has 8 exons. The record is from RefSeq and is a predicted model, not a curated record. Lineage: Eukaryota; Metazoa; Arthropoda; Malacostraca; Decapoda; Penaeidae.
CAAGAAUCCCAAGCAUGCUCAAGUGCUGGCUGAAUCAGGAAUUCAGUAUGAUGGGCCUCUAAACCCUGGCCAGGUUGCAGCUAAUCUUGCUGAGCGCAUUCAGCGUGCAAAGCAGAAAACGCAGGCAGCCCAGGAACUUGCACAGCAACAGAAAAUAUUACACCAACAGUUGCAGCAGCAGCAGCAACAACAGCAGCAACAACAACAGCAGCAGCAGCAGCAACAACAGCAACAGCAACAAAACUUACAAGCACAGCUUACUGCAAAUCAACUGCAACAGCAGCUGCAACAGCAACAGAACCAGCAAAGUCCAGUUCAGCAACAAACAGCACAGUCCCAGAGCCAGCAGUUGGGGCAGCAGCAGAUCCAGCAGCAAGUGUCAGUGGUGGGAAGCAGUGGUGUGCAGCAGGUGGUUAGCAGUGGCCUGGCUAGCAAGGCUGCCUCUUCAGUAGUCCUCAGCCAGGGCACAGCCAUGACUGUGGCCACAGUGACAGCUGCUACGACAGGAAUCACCACCACAGCUGUAACGUCUUCAGCAGCAGCUGCCAUUUUAAGUGGUGUGCGCACUGCUGUUGGAACUUCAGGUGCUAACACUGGCAGAACAACACUUACUCUGCAAGAACUCCAAGUUCGUACCUCAGGAAGUAACCAAGGCACAGUUGUCAGUGUGGCUGGCUUGACCCAAGCACAGUUACAGACAGCAAAACUCUCCUCUCAGUCAUCCACACAGAAAGGUUUAACAGGGGUCUCACGAUCUCUUACUCCAGCACAACUGCAGUACCUGAAACAGCAAGCCCAUGCUAGGCAUGCUUUGGCUUUGCAGCAGCAAGGAAAGGUAGUAACUACUGGAGACCAGGCCAUCAAACGAGUCCAGAUUGCAGGACAGGCUGGAACAACAACUCAAAAGGUACAAGUUGCUGUAUCUGGAGGGACCUUGGCUGGUAUGACAGCUAUACAGGUGAGUCAAGCUGGACGGACACAGCUAGUGAAACCUGGGACAGUUGUGGCUGGUGCCAGUGGUGUUGUGACGACAGGAAAAGCCGUGACACGAACUGUGACCGACCGGGAAGUUGCUGCCUUCAUCAAGCAACAACAGCUUAAUAAGUCUGGCCAAGUGACUCAGGUGCAGGUACCAUCAGCACAGUUACUAGCAGGUCUUCAGGUGCAAGGUGGGGCGAGUGGAGGAGGCACCCCUGUAGCCACACUUGUGAAGACUGUCAGUGCUCCAUCCACCUUAGUGCACACACCCACAUCAGUGACUCUUCCUGCUUCAGCUAUAAAUGUAACACUCCCUCAAGCCCGAGUGACAACUGCUGCCACAGUAGCAAAGGCUAACACCACACAGCAGACUGUACGUAAUAUCUCCUUGCCACAACAGUUGUUAGCUAAGCAUCGAUCGUUGGUCGGGGUGAAAGGUCCUGUUGGCCUACAGUUGGGUGGGAAAGCUGUUGGUGGCACUGGUCUAAGCACAGUGCAGAUAGUGCAAGGUGGCAGUCAGAAGCAGAUGUCCCAUGUCACUGUUCAGCAGAUCCAGCAGGUCUUUAAACAGGUUCCACAGACCAUUCAACAUAUUACACAGGGUGGGACAGUAAGUGGCACAGUUGUAGGGAAGGCAGUAGCAGGAGGAAGUGUAUCAGGGACAAAUGUGACAGCAUCUGGUGCCCAGGGAAUUACCACCUCACACAGCACGAAGCUUGUUCCUAUGACUGUUGCCUCUCACCAGCACCAGCCUCAACCCAUAAAGCAGACCAUUCAGGUCGUAUCUGCUGGGUCUUCUGUGGUUGGAGGCAAUUCAGGCAUCCGUGUUAGUGCUGGCGAACGUUCCUCCCCCUCGGCUCUGGCACUGCAGGCUGGCAAGAUGACGAACCCAGCAAUCCUGUCACAGGUGUCUGCAGCACUUCAGGGCCAGCCCAUGUCUGUAGCAGUGAGGACACCCACGCAGAGUCCUGUCAGAAUACAGACAUCAGCCCUGCAGACACAGCAAACAACCCAGACACAGCAAGGACAACAGCAGACUCAGCAACAAGGACAGCAGCCAGGCGGGAGUCAGUAAACAUGACUGCUGCUGUGUCAUGACAUGUGAAUUGAGGAUUUGACAAUAUUAGUAGUGUAUUUUUUUAUGAUUAUUAUUAUUAGACUUUGUCAACAUUAUUAGCGGAUUUUUUUAUUAUGAUUAUCAUCAGUCAUUGUAAUCAUUACUGAAAUGACUUAUAAUUAGUGAUACAUAUUUAUUGUAUUAACAAUAAUUUGUAUUGUCAUAUGUACAUAUUGCCAUUAGCAUUUCUUGAUCAUCAUUAUAUGUAUAUGUAUGUAAUGAUGAAUAUGUGAAUAAAUGUGAAUAAUUUGCAAUGCAAAUACAAAAAACUAAACAAAAAAAUGUAUAAUGUUCUCCAUUUUGACAUUUUAUGUCAUCACUGUGUAUAUGGGUUACCUCAGACCAAUAUUUGAUUUAAGGUGGGACAGAUUAUCAUAAUCACUAUCAUUAUCACUAUCAUUUUCCACCAGUAACAUUAGGUGUGGUAUUUUUUAAUGUUCAUAAAUUGGAAAUUGUGAUGACUCAAUGGAGUUAAUGUUGUUGUUUUUUCUUUUUUUCUUUUUUUUUUUCUCUCUCUCUUGGAAAAGGAUUAACAGCAAGUUGCAUGCUUAUGCCACACAUGCAAGUCUGGUGCUAGUACCACACGCACAUUGGCUAUUGGAGCUGAUGUGCAUGUAGAGCAUCCCAUUGGAUGUAGCCAUGUAACAUCCAGUGCCUAUUGUCUGGUUCAGUGUGGUACUGGUAGACAUCCAUAUCUGGUGCCCAAUCAGGUGUGGUGUUCAUUAGGUAUAAUGCAUAUGUACUUGGCUUGAAAUUUAUUUGAUUACAGUUACGGAAGUCCUUAUGAGUAAAAUUAUUUUAUAUUUAUAAAUAUAUGCUUUGAAGAUAAA